Messenger RNA from Aricia agestis (brown argus), 2600 nucleotides. RefSeq names its product fatty acyl-CoA reductase wat-like. Gene Ontology annotation, molecular function: alcohol-forming very long-chain fatty acyl-CoA reductase (NADP+) activity. NCBI's taxonomy places the organism in Eukaryota, Metazoa, Arthropoda, Insecta, Lepidoptera, Lycaenidae. The coding region runs from base 102 to 1952 and encodes 616 amino acids. Gene Ontology annotation, cellular component: peroxisome. The transcript is spliced from 15 exons. The record is from RefSeq and is a predicted model, not a curated record. Gene Ontology annotation, biological process: long-chain fatty-acyl-CoA metabolic process.
UGUCGUCCUCGGUCGUGUGGUGUCCGACUCGGUCGUCAGUUCUUGUAUAGAUCCGACCGCGCGCGGACGUGGGACAUAGUGCUGCUUCCGUAAUACUGAGUAUGAGCGUACAAGACAGCAUCAGUCGCGAGACGAGCGAGAGGAUGUCUGCGUGGAUCGAGGCCCAGCGGCGCGGGGAGCACCUGGACGUGGACGUGUACGGCCAGCCCACACCGCAGCAGUUGCAGGAGCUCGACAACGUCCGCAAACUCAGCAAGGAGCUGCAGGAUAAUUUACAUGAACUAGAAAAUACGGUCCGAAACCCCGACGCAGACAACGACGAGAUGAACCCCACAGCACCCAUCCUGGACUACUCAGAAGACCACGAGUUCGUCUCCGCCAACCAGCUGGACGACUACUACGCGACCGAGGACGCCGCAGACGCGAAGGAAGAGGAAAAGAGGAAACUGAUGAAGGGUAAAGCCGCUAAGACAGAGAUCCAGAAGUUUUAUAAGGAUCAGUGUGUGUUUUUGACGGGCGGUACCGGGUUUUUGGGCAAAGUUUUGAUAGAAAAACUACUGAGAUCUUGCGGUGAUCUAGAUACGAUAUACGUUUUAGUGAGACCCAAAAAAGGAAAAGAUCCACAGUCUCGAAUUAAUGAUUUAUCAAAUGAUUUGCUAUACAAAAGGGCACGAGAAGAAAAUCCGAACUGCUUCAAGAAGGUGGUGCCAAUAAUCGGUGAGAUGGAGUCACCAAGGCUCGGCAUGAGCGAUGCAGACUGGAGGUUAUUAACGUCUCGUGUCAGUAUAAUAAUCAACAGUGCCGCGACAGUUAAAUUUGACGAGCAGUUAUCUGUGGCUGUCGGAAUCAACAUAAAAGGACCCAAAACGAUACUAGAACUAGCAAAAGAAUGUAGAAACUUAAAGGCUUUAACACACGUCUCCACAGCUUUCUCAAACACACAAGUCAAAUAUAUUGAGGAAAAAUUCUACGAUGUUCACAUGUCAGCAGAAACCAUAGAGGCCCUGGCUGACCUAGACAAUAAAAUCCUAGAACCAAUAUUACCCACAAUUCUCGGUGAGAAACCAAAUACGUACAGCCUGACGAAGUCGAUAGCUGAGGACGUGAUCCGGGUGCGAGGGGAGGGCAUGCCGGUGUGCAUCAUCAGACCUUCUAUAGUGAUCUCGACGUACGAGGAGCCGCUGCGAGGCUGGACGGACAGCUUGUACGGACCAACCGGCCUUGUUGUUGGCUCUGGAACUGGGGUGUUACGCACGAUGUACAUAUCGACGGACAAGGUGGCAGACAUGGUGCCCGUCGACCUCACAGUCAACGCCAUCAUCGCAUCCACGUGGCACACCGCUAAGAACUUCAGAGAGAACCAAACGUCAGACAUACCAAUCUACAACUACGUAUCCGGCGCACAGAAUCCCAUCACGUGGGGCAAGUUCUUCGAGGCGAACGAGAGGAGAGGGUUAAGCAUCCCGACUAUUAAUGCUGUUUGGUACUACGGCAUGACGUUCACGAAGUGCUAUUACAUGUUCCUGUUCUACAACUUCUUCCUGCACUACCUCCCCGCGCUGCUGCUCGACACAAUCUGCCUGCUCACGGGGAAGAAACGAAAGUUUUUGAAGCUAUACUCGCGUGUGAUAAAGGUGGCGAGCAUCCUGUUCUACUACUCGAUGCGGGACUGGCAGUUUAGCGACCGGAACGUGCAGGAGAUGUGGCGCGCGCUUCCAAAGAACGACCAGGUCGUCUUCCCCUUCUCCAUGGCCGAGUUUUCCUGGGACCACAUGAUUGAAACCUUUUUGUUUGGCCUCCGAGUAUAUCUGCUCAAAGAUGACCCCUCAACAUUACCGGAAGCGAGAAUAAAGUGGAAUAGAUUAUACAUUGCGCAUCAGUUGUUGAAAUUAGUAACUUUGGGUGUAGUACUAAUUAUUGGGUAUUACGUGUUCAAAGGCUUAUUUUGGUAACCGAAACAUAAUUUAGAUAUUAUUUAAAUUAUUUUCGAAGUAUUGGUACAAGUCUGUAUUAUAUCGUAGCCAUUUUGUACUGAUACCUAUAUUUUUUUAUGCAUUUCCAGCAAGUACUUACCUAGAUUAUUAUUUUUAUGUGCUACUUUACAUAUUUUGUCGAAAUGUGAUAAUACUUUGCCAAAUUGUGGUUCAAAAGAUUAGCAGGCGUAGUUUAUUAUUGAGUACAAACAAUAUAAGACAUUAUUUGAAAUUAUUAGGUGCUUAAAGGAGGUUGAAAGUUAUCCGUCCAACUAGGUAUUAAAUAUUUUUGUGGUUGUGAUAAUGUUUUGUGUAUAUUUAUAAGUGAUUUAGAGCACGAGUUUUAAAUGUAGAUAUUAUUAUAAAAAUUGUCCAUAACUCUUCGUUUGUUGCUUUAUAAAUAAUAAAGAUCGUCAAAUAGAAAGGUGCCUCUAUUUGUACUAGUUUUUUAAUGUUUAAAAUAAGGUGUAAUUUUAAUUGCUCAAUUUUUUUUUACUUUUUUAAUAUUUUUAUACACGCAUUUUGUAUAUUUUAAAGACCUGACACCAUAAUAUUGAGUUUAGUGAGAAGCUUGUCGCUUGUCAAUGUAUUAUUUUUGAGAUUGAAUAACUAAAGGUGCUCAAAAUA